AUGCAGACAAUCGGAAUAAAUGACAUGGCGAGGUCCGUUUUUCAGCGGGCUUAUGUUAGAAGAUAUACUCUUGGGGCUUGGUUAGGCGUGCCUGUUGUGUUAUCAUACAGCUUUUACAAACUAUUCGUCGAGAAAAUUUUCACCGCUGAAGAAGAAUUUGUAAACCGAGAUGCCGUCGAUUUUGCCCCGAAUGACUCGCACAUUGGCGACGCAGCACCGGGACAUUCUCCAGCUUGGUUGCUACGAUUCCAGAACCAUAUUUUCAAGACUCGAUUUGGGAAGUGGUUCUUUUUGCCGAUUCCAGUCAAGACUGGAAUGCGCGAUUUGGUCAGACACGCGGCCUUGACCUGCAGAGCGACCUUCUAUCCGAUCGGACAUGUUGAGCCAGAAGAUGUGGUCACAGAUUAUAAGCCCGACCUUUCUUCCCCACUAAAAUCAACGAAGAGAGCGGACUCGUGGCUUCCCACAACGAUCGAUGAUUACACAACGGCCUACAAAUCUGGAAAAUAUACACCAGUUGAUGUCAUCGAAAAGCUCUUACAAGAUUUGGAAAUUUUGAACGGGAAACUAAACAUGAUGUGCGAAUAUUUCCCUGAUCAAGUCCGCGCUCAAGCUAAAGAAUCUGCCGCUCGAUAUGCUGAAGGAAAGCCUCUUGGUCCUUUUGACGGUGUGCCGAUUGCAAUGAAGGACCAGUUGGAUAUCGAAGGCCAUAGAAGGCGAAAUGGACUUGAAUUUUGCGAGGGUGGCGCAGCUGUCGAAGACUGUACGAUUACUGCUCGAUGCAGAGCCCAAGGAAUGAUAAUUGUUGGUCUGACAAACAUGCAUCCAAAAGGCUUGUCUUGCUUCGGCUCGAACACCUCCUCCGACCAUGGCAUUUGCCGAAACCCUUACAAUGAUCAGUUUUUCUGUGGCGCAUCAAGCUCCGGAGCCGGAGCAAUCGUUGCUUCUGGAAUCAUGCCUCUUGCGAUCGGAACUGAUGGUGGUGGGUCCGUCCGAAUUCCAUCAGGCUACUGCAACUUGGUCGGUCUCUUUCCUUCUAUCGGAAGAAUUCCUCAAAGAGGCACGAGCUCUGGAACUUGCUCGGCAGCUGGACCAAUGGCACAUACUCCUCAAGACUGUGCGAGAUUGUAUGCUGUGAUUGCUGGCCCAGACUUUAAAGAAGGAUCGGAGCAGAGUCGAAUUCAACCUGCAGUCACCAUCCCGAAAACUAUCUUGAAAAGUUUGGCAGGCCUGAGAGUUGGAAUCGACCAGGAUUGGAAUCAGCAUGGAGUUGAAAAAGUGCUUCUUCAGGACUUUCAACGAAGACUUAAUUGGAUGAUCGACCAAGGUGCCGAAAUUGUUAACUUCAUUAUGCCGGAGAAAGACCUCGUUUAUGCAGCUCAUUUGAUAUGUUUCUCGAAUGAAAUCGCCUCCGACGUUGUCAGAUACGCUCAGCAAGGCAAGAAGGUCGACUAUGAUGUAGAAUUGGUAUCCAAUAUUCAGGCCAUGUCCACAAGAGCAACCGAUUACUACAUCGCCAACAAAAUAAGAACAAAAUUCAUGAGGAUCUUCGAAAAUGACAUUUGGCCGAAAAUGGAUAUUAUUGCAACACCAAUGUCAAGGACAACCAUGGUGCGAAUUGGCGAACAAGACCAUAUCUAUGGAAGAGCUGAUCCGAAAACAGUUGGCAAAAUCUCCCACUUCACUCGAAUCUUCAAUUUUGUUGGCUGUCCCGGAAUCAUGGUUCAACUCGGCCACGACAAAAAUAACAUACCAUAUGGAUUCCAUAUGGCAGCGAAAUGGUGGGACGAAAAGAGACUUUUUGAAAUCGCGGAUUUUAUGGAGAGCCAAGCACCUUAUAAAAAGCCAGUUCAUUUGAGCACACCUCCGUUCAAACAAGAAUAA
Oikopleura dioica is the source of this 1884-nucleotide messenger RNA. The record is from the annotation of a GenBank genome assembly. Lineage: Eukaryota; Metazoa; Chordata; Appendicularia; Copelata; Oikopleuridae.